Dromiciops gliroides (monito del monte) is the source of this 11750-nucleotide messenger RNA. RefSeq names its product unc-13 homolog C (gene UNC13C). The transcript has 34 exons. Bases 946 to 7626 code for a protein of 2226 amino acids. Gene Ontology annotation, cellular component: terminal bouton; presynaptic membrane; neuromuscular junction. Gene Ontology annotation, biological process: dense core granule priming; synaptic transmission, glutamatergic; synaptic vesicle priming. The record is from RefSeq and is a predicted model, not a curated record. Gene Ontology annotation, molecular function: phospholipid binding; calcium ion binding; diacylglycerol binding. NCBI's taxonomy places the organism in Eukaryota, Metazoa, Chordata, Mammalia, Microbiotheria, Microbiotheriidae.
AGGAUAACACCUGCCAAAGCUUGGUACCUGCAUCACUUGUGAUAAUCACACAGAGAGAAGGACUUUUUUUUUUUUUAAAUUUCUUAGUCUCUCUCCCUGGGUCUGUGUGUGCAGCAGCAGCAGUAGCAGCAGCAGAAGCAGCAGCAGCAGCAGCCACCACUGCCGCGCUGUUAGCUUUCCAGAGGAGGGCUAGGGCGAAUGCAGUCAGUGCUGCAUUCAGAAGCAGUGGCGGGGGAACAGUGAUGUGUGAAGUUGCCAGCCCACAGCGCACCAAGAGCCUUCUGCUACUCAGUUGUUGAUGUGGCAGGGUGGUGGUGUCUCCUCCCGAGCAGAGGCGCGGAUGGGCUCCCCAUCUUGCCCUCCUGGAGCAAGGGAGGAGAAAGGAGCUGCUAGUGGGAGUCGGCAAUAGGAGCCAAAGGCAGUUUGGGGCCAGCAGCUAAGUUGUGAAAUUGAAUUGGAUGCUGCCUCCGAGCACGAUCGAAUCGACAAGAACAGAUACCCUUGCAGACUAACAGCAUGCCUGAUUGCACUUGAGGGGAAUCACUGGGGAGCAAGCUUCUUGCUUGGUACUAGCCUUUGUCGCUAAGUAAAGACAAGGAGAAACAAGAGCAGGGUUGUGAGUGAUUCCCCUGCAAAGGAGAGAGGAGGGGAUACUCUCUUCUGGUAUAUACCUUUUUUUUUUUGAACAGAAGAAUCUCUCAGACACUACAUCAAGCCAUGGAAAGAAGAGAAAGAAUAAUGUGGCUUCCCUUCAAAAUAAAUUGUCUUUUAUGAAUGGAACUUUGCCCUUCUUCAUCCAAGGACAAGAAACUUGCAGUACUUACCAUCUCAACUAUCUUCAAGUGACUGAUAAAACACAGUAAUGCUUGGGUUGGAGUUUCAUAUUUCCAUCUGGGUAUAUCAUUCGGUUUUUACAAACAUGAAGGAACAUGUAGAUUACCCUCCAUGGUGUCUGACCUUUUUAAGAGCCUGAUCUUACCUUAUCUCCAUAAGCUUUGUAAAGGAAUGUUUACAAAGAAAUUGGGAAAUCCUAUAAAAAAGAAAGAAAGUUGCCCUAGCAAAAAAGAGCAAGACGCUCUCCUCUCUGGCCAGACCAAACCCCCUAAAUUUUCUAGCACUUUGAAGAGCACUGUUAAAAAAAUUGCCAAGUGUUCAUCUGCUCGCAACUUGUCCACAGAAGACGACGAAGUCAAUAGAGAAUAUUCCCUCUCUCCCACAUUCAGUUAUCGUGUCGCGAUUGCUAACGGACUGCAAAAGAAUAUUCUUGUGACAAACACCAGUAAUGAGGAUCUGGUUCAAGAGCUAUCAUCCAUUGAGAGCUCCUACUCAGAAUCAUUAAGCGAGAUCAAGGGCAGCAUUGAAAUCAAGGAGCACUCUUCAUACACGAUGCCAGUGAGACGCAAUAGAAAGAGUUUGAGCAGCCUUGCUCCUUCUGAGGGAAGUUCAGAUGGGGAGCGCACAUUACAUAGCCUGAAACUAGGAGCUUUACGCAAAUUGAGGAAGUGGAAAAAGAGCCAAGAAUUUGUCUCCUCUGAUUCAGAGUUGAGCACAAUGAAAAAAACAUGGGGACUUCGAAGCAAAUCAUUAGACAGAACUGCCCGUCCCCAGAAAACAAAUACUCUCGAGCCUGGCUUUAGUUCAUCGGGCUGCAUUAGCCAAACCCAUGAUGUUAUGGAAAUGAUAUUUAAGGAACUUCAGGGAAUCAGCCAAAUUGAAACAGAACUUUCUGAAUUAAGAGGCCACGUCAACGCGCUCAAACACUCCAUUGAUGAGAUCUCUAGCAGCGUAGAGGUUGUUCAGAGUGAAAUAGAACAGCUACGUACUGGCUUUGUCCAGUCUCGAAGGGAAACCAGAGACAUUCAUGAUUAUAUUAAACAAAUUAGUCAUACUGGAAGCAAAGCAAGUCUGAGAUUUUUAAAUGUGCCCGAAGACAGAUUUGAAUAUGUCGACAAUGUCGUAUACCGGAUUCUCAUAGAUAAAAUGGGGUUUUCAGACGCACCCCUUGCUAUAAAAAUUGAAUUUGCUCAAAGAAUAGGGCAGCAAAGGGACUGUCCAAAUGCAAAACCUCGCCCCAUAUUGGUAUACUUUGAAACACCUCAACAGAGGGAUUUCAUAUUGAAAAAGUCUUAUAAACUUAAAGGAACAGGCAUUGGGGUAUCAACAGAUAUUCUAACUCAUGACAUCAGAGAAAGAAAAGACAGAGGCAUGCCAACCUCCCAAACCUAUGAGAGUAUGGACAUAAAGCUCUCCACUGUGGAGCCCAAACUCAAAAGGAGCAGUUGGCAGUCACCAGAUGAUAGUGAUAAAGAUCUGGAUUCUGAUCUUAAUAAAAACAGUUAUGCCAUGAUAUCAAAGUCAGAGUUUCAAACCAAAGCAAGUGGUCCAAAGUCCAAUUCAAAAUCUCAUAAUGUUAGAAGUAGGAAUAAGACUGCCGACAGCAGCAAAUUUUCUAAUAAAUCAGGCUAUGAUGAAGAAACCCCACAGUUCCCUGCGUCAGAGAACUUGGAGAAGGAAUCUAAGGCCUAUUAUGCUGACGUGGCUCCACUCUGGCACUCACAAAGUGAUUUUCUCACUCCCAAAUUGAGCCGUUCUGAAUCUGAUUUUUCCAAACUAUGUCAAUCCUAUUCAGAAGAUUUUUCAGAGAAUCAGUUUUUUACCAGGACAAAUGGAAGUUCUCUCUUAUCUUCUUCCGACAGAGAACUUUGGCAGAGGAGACAGGAUGGUACAUCCAAUUGGUAUAGUAGCUCCCAAGACCAGAACCUUAAUAGGAGUAUUCAAAAUGACCAAGGUCCCAAUGAAAUAGAGAACACUGAAACAGUGGACAGCGGUGUCAGCAAUGGAGUAGUGUGUGUCUCAGGAGACAGAAGCAAUUACAGUGAUUCUCAGCUCUCUUUAAGAGAUGAUCUCUCACCAUGGAAAGAUUGGAAUCAGUCAGAACAAGGUGCAGAUUUGGGCCUCGAUUCAUCCACACAGGAAGGUUUUGACUAUGACACCAACAGCCUAUCUGAUCCACAGUUGGAUGGUGACAACAAAGAUCUGGAUGACCUAGGAAAGUGCCACAGUGACCUUCCAGAUGACUCGGAGAGCUAUGAUUUUACCUUAGAUGACAAUUCUUCCCCAUGCCCAGGGUUGGAUAAUGAGACACAAGGUCAGUGGGUUGGUCCAUUUGAUACUUAUGAAGAAGCUAAUUCUAAUGAACUUUACCAAAAUCAAAAUCAACUACCAAUGCUGUAUCGGAGUCAGAGUGAAUUACCAAGUGAUGCUUCAGAGGAUGCUGCACCCAAGUCUUGGCAUAGCAGAUUGAGCAUAGACCUUUCUGAUAAGACAUUUAGUUUUCCAAAGUUUGGGUCUACCCUUCAACGAGCUAAAUCAGCUUUGGAAGUUGUAUGGAACAAAAGCACUCAGAGCCUAAGUGGUUAUGAGGACAGUGGGUCAUCCUUAAUGGGGCGAUUUAGAACUUUAUCCCAGUCUACAGCAAAUGAGUCAAGUACCACCCUUGAUUCUGAUGUCUACACUGAACCAUAUUACUAUAAGGCAGAGGACGAGGAAGACUACAGUGAACCUGGAGUUGAACAUGAAACAGAUUACGUAGAAGUGAUGGAGCAAGUUCUCGCCAAACUAGAGAAUAGAACUAGCAUUCCUGAAAUGGAUGAUAAUGUCCCAGAAUAUGAACACCUUUCAUAUGAAACACCUUAUGAAACACCACAAGAUGAGGGGUAUGAUGGGCAGGUAGAUGACAUCAUGAGUGAAGAGGGAUUGGAACCUUUAAAUGGAACAAUAACUGAAUUGGAAGUAAGGGAAGAUGAAAACCAGAAUGUCCCUGAAAAGCCUCCAGAAGUACCAAAACCCAAGAGAAUUCGUCCCUCUUUUAAAGAAGCUGCCUUAAGGGCAUAUAGGAAGCAAAUGGCAGAGCUGGAGGAGAAGAUUCUAGCUGGAGAUAGCAGUUCUGUGGAUGAAAAGGCUCGAAUAGUAAGUGGGAGUGGUCUGGAUGCUUCCCAAUUCAGUGCGCUCCAAGCAUUUGGGGUUGGGAAAGGACUGUAUGGUAUUGACAGCAUGCCUGACCUCCGCAGGAAAAAAACCUUGCCCAUUGUCCGAGAUGUGGCCAUGACAUUAGCUGCCCGAAAAUCUGGAAUCUCCUUGGCCAUGGUUAUUAGGACAUCUCUGAACAAUGAAGAAUUGAAAAUGCACGUCUUCAAAAAGACUCUACAGGCAUUGAUCUACCCAAUGUCAUCCACCACUCCUCAUAAUUUUGAGGUGUGGACAGCUACCACCCCAACUUACUGCUAUGAAUGUGAAGGUCUUCUGUGGGGGAUAGCAAGACAAGGCAUGAAGUGCAUGGAAUGUGGUGUCAAAUGUCACGAAAAAUGCCAGGACCUUCUUAAUGCUGACUGUUUGCAGAGAGCUGCAGAGAAGAGUUCUAAGCAUGGUGCGGAAGAUAAGACUCAGACCAUUAUUACAGCCAUGAAAGAACGGAUGAAGAUAAGAGAGAAAAAUAGACCAGAAGUGUUUGAAGUGAUUCAGGAAAUGUUCCAGGUUUCCAAAGAAGACUUUGUACAAUAUACAAAAGCUGCCAAACAGAGUGUGUUGGAUGGGACAUCUAAGUGGUCAGCAAAAAUAACCAUCACAGUGGUUUCUGCCCAAGGCUUACAGGCUAAGGACAAAACAGGAUCAAGUGAUCCAUAUGUUACAGUUCAAGUUGGGAAGAACAAGAGAAGAACCAAAACUAUUUUUGGAAACUUAAAUCCAGUCUGGGAUGAAAAAUUUUAUUUUGAAUGCCAUAAUUCUACUGACCGCAUCAAAGUCAGAGUGUGGGAUGAAGAUGAUGACAUUAAAUCAAGAGUCAAGCAACAUUUCAAAAAGGAAUCAGAUGAUUUUUUGGGACAGACAAUUGUUGAAGUAAGGACACUGAGUGGAGAAAUGGAUGUCUGGUACAAUCUAGAGAAACGGACAGAUAAAUCAGCUGUGUCUGGUGCCAUUAGAUUGAAAAUCAAUGUUGAAAUAAAAGGAGAAGAGAAGGUUGCACCAUAUCAUAUACAGUACACAUGUCUGCAUGAGAACCUGUUCCAUUACUUGACUGAAGUUAAAUUUAAUGGUGGAGUGAAAAUCCCAGAAGUCAAAGGAGAUGAAGCCUGGAAGGUUUUCUUUGAUGAUGCAUCCCAAGAAAUAGUAGAUGAAUUUGCAAUGCGUUAUGGAGUUGAGUCUAUUUAUCAAGCAAUGACGCACUUUUCAUGUCUGUCUUCCAAGUACAUGUGCCCUGGUGUCCCAGCAGUGAUGAGUACCCUAUUGGCAAACAUAAAUGCUUUUUAUGCCCACCCAACUGUCUCAACUAACGUGCAGGUGUCUGCCUCAGAUCGGUUUGCUGCUACCAACUUUGGUAGAGAAAAGUUCAUAAAACUACUGGAUCAGUUGCACAACUCUUUGAGGAUUGAUUUAUCAAAGUACAGGGACAACUUUCCUGCUAGCAAUUCAGAGAGACUUCAAGAUCUGAAAUCAACUGUUGACCUCCUAACAAGCAUCACCUUUUUUCGAAUGAAGGUUUUAGAACUCCAAAGUCCACCAAGAGCCAGCACUGUUGUGAAGGACUGUGUCAGGGCUUGUUUAGACUCCACAUACAAGUAUAUUUUUGACAACUGCCAUGAACUCUACACACAGCUAAUAGAUCCGAGUAAGAAACAGGACAUUCCUCGGGAAGAUCAGGGUCCAACCACCAAGAAUUUGGAUUUUUGGCCCCAGCUCAUCACUCUGAUGGUCACAAUUAUUGAUGAGGAUAAAACUGCAUACACUCCUGUCCUGAAUCAGUUUCCUCAAGAACUAAACAUGGGAAAAGUCAGUGCUGAGAUCAUGUGGACCCUCUUUGCACAGGAUAUUAAGUAUGCACUGGAAGAACAUGAAAAGCAGCGGUUAUGCAAGAGUACAGAUUAUAUGAAUUUGCAUUUCAAAGUUAAAUGGUUUUAUAAUGAAUACGUGCGAGAGCUCUCUGCCUUCAAGGAUGCUGUUCCUGAAUACUCUUUAUGGUUUGAGCCUUUUGUCAUUCAGUGGCUCGAUGAAAAUGAAGAUGUGUCAAUGGAGUUUCUUCAUGGUGCACUAGGAAGAGACAAAAAAGAUGGAUUCCAGCAGACUUCAGACCAUGCCCUCUUCUCCUGCUCUGUGGUAGAUGUCUUUGCACAGCUUAAUCAAAGCUUCGAGAUUAUCAAGAAAUUGGAGUGCCCUAAUCCUGAAGCAUUAUCCCAUUUAAUGAGAAGAUUUGCAAAGACCAUCAGUAAAGUUCUACUCCAGUAUGCUGCAAUUGUCUCUAAUGAUUUCAGUUCAUAUUGUGAUAAAGAAAAUGUGCCCUGUAUUUUGAUGAACAACAUUCAACAAUUGCGAGUCCAGCUAGAAAAAAUGUUUGAAUCCAUGGGAGGGAAAGAGAAGAAAGAAGGAGAAAGAUUCUCUUAUGAGCUAGAUCCUGAAGCCGGUAGUGCUCUCAAAGAACUUCAGGUAAAACUCAACGGGGUUCUGGAUGAACUCAGCGUAACCUACGGAGAAAGUUUCCAGCUCAUAAUUGAAGAGUGUGUGAAGCAAAUGAGUUUAGAAUUGAAUCAAAUGAAAGGAAAUGGAAAUGCCACCUCCAACAAGAACAAUGCAGCUAUGGAUGCAGAGAUUGUAUUAAGACCUCUUAUGGACUUCUUGGACAAAACUUUAAGCCUUUCUGCAAAAAUCUGUGAAAAGACAGUGCUGAAGCGGGUUUUGAAAGAGCUGUGGAAGCUUGUCCUCAACAAAAUAGAAAAGCAGAUUGUUCUUCCUCCUUUGACAGAUCAAACAGGACCUCAAAUAAUUUUCAGUGCAGCUAAGGAUCUUGGACAACUAUCUAAACUGAAGGAUCACAUGAUUCGAGAGGAAGCCAAGGGUCUGACCUUAAGACAAUGUGCUGUCAUGGAAGUCGUCUUGGCCACAAUCAAGCAAUACUUUCAUGCUGGAGGAAAUGGGCUGAAAAAGAACUUCUUGGAGAAGAGCCCCGAUCUUCAGUCUCUUAGAUAUGCUCUCAGUCUUUAUACCCAAACCACCGAUGCCCUGAUAAAGAAAUUCAUAGACACUCAAACCUCUCAGAAUCGCUCCCGGAAUGAUUCAGUGGGACAGAUAUCCGUUCAUGUGGAUAUCUCAACUAUUCCAGGAACUGGAGAGCACAAAGUGACUGUAAAAGUCAUUGCCAUCAAUGACCUACACUGGCAAACCACAGCAAUGUUUCGUCCCUUUGUGGAGGUUUUUAUCCUGGGACCCAACCUUGCUGACAAGAAAAGGAAACAAGGUACCAAGACCAAAAGCAACACCUGGUCGCCCAAGUACAAUGAAACUUUCCAGUUCAUCCUGAGUAAUGAAAACCGUCCAGGAGCCUAUGAGCUUCACCUCUCUGUUAAGGAUUACUGCUUUGCACGAGAAGAUCGAGUUAUAGGAAUGACAGUGAUUCAACUCCAAAAUAUAGUGGAGAAAGGGAGCUCUGGGGCAUGGUAUCCACUAUUGAAAAACAUCUUUAUGGAUGAAACUGGCUUGACAAUCCUUAGAAUACUUUCUCAAAGGACCAAUGAUGAUGUGGCUAAAGAAUUUGUAAGACUGAAAUCUGACACAAGAUCUGCAGAAGAGAUUGCCUGAAACCAAUGUUGCAAGGUAGCAUCUCCAAGAACCUAGAUAAGCUGUUGUUGUUUGACUAGUGCAUGUGUGUGAAAAUCAGUGGGAAUGCAUAAUCUACUGUGUUUGUGUUUAUCAGUACUCUGGUGUGUGAAAGACCUGUAUGACUUUUGAUGCCUAUUGGGAUUUGAAAAGUUAGUAGUUCCAUGAAGUGCCAAAAUGAAGAUUAAAGAUGCAUUAUCGAGAGUAUCUUUUCAGAUGUCAAUUUCAUUUCAUGACCAAACUUCCAUCUCCUCAACUCAUUCAUAGAUUAGUUGUCCUUUGAAUUUGUUUAUUAGUAGUUUUCCUUAAAUCACUGUUAUGUCUUUUAAUAAGUCAGCUGCCUAUCUGUGCAUUAGAAAGUAAUUCGUAUUCAUAACCUUUAUAUGUUACUUCACCAUCAUUUAGAUGUCUGACCAAUAACUUUUUCUACCAUAGCUAGAAAUGCAGUUACUUCUAGAAAGUGUUUGUAAUUUUAUAAUUACUGAUGUAAUGUGAUGAUUUUUGCAUACAAAUGAAAAUAGAAAUGGUGGGAAAUAUUUUAUGCUGACCACUUUCCAACCUUUCUGAACUAUCACUGUGAAGAAAUGCUAUUAAAGCAAUCUUAUACAAAGCAAUGUUCACUAGUUUGUUUUAAAAAAAAAGUUUGAUAUACUGAAAAAAAAACUUUUGUUCUUCAAAACUGCCACGGUCACAACACAUUUGUACAAGAAGGUAAGUUAAUGUAUUUGCUGUGCGGCAUAAUGCUUCUACCAAAUUAUUUUUUAGAAAGUGAUGUCGUCAGGGUAAAUUAUUUAGAAGUAGGAAGGCAAAUUUGUUUCUCAAAGUCAUCUAUUAUGUGUAAUGAUACUGUUAGUGUUUUCCUUCUGACAGUUACAAAGAUCACUUUACAUACUUAGCUGUAUAAUCAGUUAAGUGCUUUAUUUUUUCUUUAAAAAAUAUUCAGCACUUUGUACUGAAUGCAACAUGACUAUGUAUUGCGCUGAAGCAAAAAAAAAACUGUCUUCAUAUAUUCAGUGAAAAAAACAUAUAAUAAAGUCUGACGAAACUGCUUUCAGUUUUGUAAUUUAUGUUACCUGUGUGCCCACAAAGUACCAAGUAUAAUUAAUAUUGAACUUGAAAGAGAGAGAAGAUGGAAGUGCUUGUAAAAUAUUUUCUAUUAAAAAGCCAACUAGGCUGGAUUAUUGACUGAAUUAUACUUGGUCCAUAAUGAUCUUACCAAGUUGAUGUUUAUAUGUAAACUAUCAUAACAUACUCAUCUUUUACAUUCCUGUGGUCCCAUACUUUCCCAGGUGAAUGUCUACACUCAGGUAUACAAUGGUACUUUCCAAAUGUAGUGAAUGAAUCACUUGUAGUAGGCUAUCUACAUAAUGGAUUCAAUAGUACUGAUUCUCCAAACCUGACUCAGACUGGUGUUGCUGAUUGAUUAGAUCAGAUAUUUUAGGUAUGAUAGUUCUCACAAUUUUUCUGUUGCUCUCUAUACUGAAAAUAAUAUAACUAUACAAAAUAAUGGGAAAGAGAACCUCUGUGGCAUGGUAUCCUCUUUGGAAAACAAUGUUUUAUGCAUAAAACUGGCUUGACAAGCCUUAGAUUGUUUUCUUAAAGCAUCUUCAAUGUUGCAUCUUGUCAGGCAAUUGCUGGAUCAGUAAUUGCUUACAAUGCAUGACAUAACAGUAUUUUGGCACAUGCAUUAAUAAUAAAUACUUGUGUAUGGAAAAUUUAACAACCUUUUAUAGUAUUUCCUGCCUUCCUCUUUCACUGAUUGAGCAUCAGUUCCUUGUUUAGAAAUGAAAAACUCAGGUUCUUUUGACUCUAAGUACCAAUGAAAUACGUUUGUGAUGUUAAAAAAAAAUGUUACAUCUUGAGAACAUUUUUCUACAUAAUUGUAGUUACAGAAAUUACCGAAGACAAUAAGCAACAUAUUUUUUAAAUUGUUGUAUUGCUCAGAAUAUAUUCUGCACAGCAUAUAGUUGUUUGCCCAACUAAGGAAACCUGAUAUACAAAAAUGAGAUCUUGAAAAAAAUUAGGGGAUAAUUUUCACUCUACUUAGAUAUUUGCUAUAGGAUUUCCUAUAGAAAGAUCCCUUGGUAUAUUUAAGAGGCAAUGUGGUAUUGUAGUUAUAGUAUCAGACUUGGAGUCAGACAAUUAAUUAUGGUCUUUACUAGCUGUGUGAAGGCAUUAGUAAGAUGCCUCAACUCUCUGAGCCUCAAUUCUUUAUCUGUAAGAUGUAAGGCUUGUACUGACUACCUCACAGGAAAACGCUUUGUAAACCUUAAAGGGUUAUAGAAAUGUGAGUUAUUUAAAACGGUUCCAUUUCUAAAGCUUUGAUGUACACUUUUCAGAAAUACAUCCAUAAAUAUAAACGCAUUUAUGUGCCACUCAAUAAUAAAAGCAAAUCAGGCUUAAUUUUGUUUUCCUUUUUCUUUGAAUGGGGAGGACUCAGGGAGCAGACAUGCAUAUCUGUUCUGUAACUUAGAUUCCAAGAGGGUUAUCUAGGGCCAUUGCAAGUUUAAGUGACUUGGCCUAGGUCAUGUCUCACUGACCCCAGGGCCCGCUCUCCAUGUACUAUAGCAGGCUUCCUCUGAAGGCUUAAUUUUCAUUUGUGAUACUGAAACUAGGUUGAAGAAGAAUUCAGUACUUUUCUAUCACCUUGAAAGCAUAAUCUCAUACCAUCAGUGCUCCAUCACCAUUGUUUAGAAACCUGAGUUUCAAUCCUCAAUAACAUUACUUAAUUCUGUGACCAUAGGCAAGUCAUUUCACCUUUUCUGAACCUGCUUUUUCAUCUGUGUGAAGACUAGAGUAUGGGACUUGGACUAAAGAAGAGGAAGGUGGAAGGGAAAGGAAUAUUAAAUUAUAUAGUGCCUACUAUGUGCGGAGCACUGGGCUAAGUGCUUUAUAAAUAUUAUCUCCUUUGCUCCUCUAAACAACCCAGCAAGGUGGGAACUGUUCUCAUCCUCGUUUUACAGUUGAGGAAAACCAUUAACUAUAUGACCCUGAAUUGUAUGACUUCAUUGCUUUCAGCCAAACUAUCUAUUUGUUGUUCAGGAGUUUCAGUUGUGCAUACUGCAAUGGUUUGCCAUUCUCUGGUUCAUUUUACAGAUGAUGAACUAAGGCAAACAGGGUUAAGUGACUUGCCUAGGAUCACACAGCUGGUAAGUGUCUGAGGCUGGAUUUGAACUCAGGAAAGAUAAGUCUUCCUGACUCCAGGCCCAGCACUCUAUCCAUUGCACCACCCAGCUGCCUCUUCAUCCAUAACAUGGGGUUAAUCAUAGAACCCACUUCCCAAAUCCAUUGUGAGGAUCAAAUGAGAUAACAUGCAAGUACUUUGCAAAGCUUAAAGCACCAUAUAAAUGCUAGCUAUUAUUGUUAUUUCUUCAUAGAAUUGUAAGAAAGCAAUGGUAAAUGUUAAAACAUUGCAAAAAUUCAAUUUAACAAAUAUUUGUCAAGUGCCUCAAAGUACAAGGCACUGCACUUAAGUGUUAGAUGGGCAAUGGGGUAGAGAAGAAUGAGUGCUAGGCCUAGAGUCUGAGGACCUAGAUGCAAAACCUGACUCUGCUUCUUUCACUACUUGUGUUACCUUAUUCAAGUCAUUAAGCUCUCGGAGUUUCUCCCCACCUGAAUUCAUCCUCCAUUCUGUUGUCAAAUGGAUGUUCCCAAAGCCCAGGUCUGCUCCCUACCCAAUAGAAUCCAAUGGUUCCCUGUCAUCUCCAUGAUCAAAUACAAAUUCCUAUUGGCUGUUCAAAGUCCUUCAUGAUGUGGCCCUUUCCAGUUUUCUUACACCUUGUCCCCUUGUAUUUUGCAGUUCUGUUAUACCAGCCUCCUUCCUAUUUGUCAGACAAUGUAUCUCCCAACUCUGUGAAUUUUCACUGGCUCUCUUUCCCUCAUGCCUUGAAUUCUCUCCUUCCUCACCUCUGUCUCCUCACUUCCUUCAAAUAUCAGCUAAAAUCCUAUCUUCUGCAAGAUGCCUUUCCCUAGCCUCCUUGAAGUUAGUGCCUUCCCUCUGCUGUUUAUCUCUCAUUUUUCUUGUAUAUUGCAUGUUUGUACACAGUUGUUUGCAUGCUGUCUCCCUUUUAGACUGUGAACUCCUUAGGAGCAGACUGUCUUUUGCC